AAGGGGUCGUUGGAGAUAAAAAAAAUGCGAUGAAUGAGGCUCAAAUCGUAGAGGACCAUGCUCGCUCGGUGGAGACGCUUUCAGAUGAGGAUGAAUCACGGUUUGUGAUCAAGAGUCGACGUCUGACAGGGGAUCAAGAGCAAGUGAUUCAACCUGGUCAAGUGAAACAGGUGGUUGAUGCUUUCGAGGAAGGGCUAGUGAUCAAAGAAAAAACGGAGAGCUUGGAGGCUAUGGCCGAAGAGAAGGUCCUUAAGCUCAAUGAGUAUGGUACUAAUCUGGAGGGCGGAAAUCGGAAGAGGCUGCUACAGGAGCUGGAUGGGGUGUCUGCGGAUAGUCCCACUCCUAAGAGGCAGUUUGUGGAGGACCAGGUUGAAUCUGUGAAUGCUGAUUUGGUGGAGGAAGCCAGCCAUGAGUGGCCCCAAGCAGAUAAAUGAGGCUUCUGGCCUGGAAUGUGAGAGGAAUUGGACCAUCCCUCACAUUCCAAUCAGCUUUGAGUUUAGUUCGUUCUAAUAAGCCGGAUCUUGUAUUCUUUUCGGAAACAAGAUCGUCCAGACGCGUAGUUUCCCGUCGGUUGAGGGGAUUAGGUUUCGAGUCGUCUCAAUGUUUUUUUGUUGAUGCUUGUAAUGGUUCUGGUGGUCUUGUUGUGGCCUGGUCCCCCGAAGUCGAUGCUUUGGUGUUUUAUCAUUCGAAUUUUUGUAUUGGUUUACGUAUUAAUGAAGUUGAUUUUUCGUA
Molecule: messenger RNA, 732 nt
Organism: Linum trigynum
Lineage: Eukaryota; Viridiplantae; Streptophyta; Magnoliopsida; Malpighiales; Linaceae
Source: the annotation of a GenBank genome assembly